AUGAUACGUGAGCGAUUUCAAAAUUCUGAUACGACAAAUAAAAAACCUCAAGAAAAGAAGUUCGAUUCGCUUGUUAAUAAAACCGGAGCCAGAUUUCGAUCCAAACUAGCUAAAUUAAGCGUAGGAAAGACUUGGUUAGAAAUCGAAGAAGAAUGGAUUAUCUUAAGACAAGUUCAAUUAUCUAAACAAGGCGAACAAUGCUUAUGUGGAAAAGCAAACUUGAAAUUCAUCACUUAUUUAAAGAAUAUUCACAACAAAAAGCUAAUUAUUGCAGGGAAUUGUUGCUUACUGACAUUUCGUAAAUUUCGUUUGUAA
Messenger RNA from Adineta ricciae, 315 nucleotides. NCBI's taxonomy places the organism in Eukaryota, Metazoa, Rotifera, Eurotatoria, Adinetida, Adinetidae. The record is from the annotation of a GenBank genome assembly.